AGCAGUUAUGGCACUGCCAUGUUUCAUCCUCCUGGUCAUUUUUCUUAGUAAAUGCCUUGGACAUACUGAAUUCAUUUAUACAGCAAAGGAUGAAGUAAAGUUGUUUUGUGACACCAACAAAUGGCAAAUAAGCACAGAGUCUGGCAAUAUAAUUGAUGUGAAUUGCACAGUGGAGUGUGUUCAGGGUGAAUCACUCGUUCUUAAUAAUAGCCAGAAUUCCUGCACAAAGAAAGAUUCAGAUAAAGUUGGUGAAAAAUGUUCUCUAAGAGCAAAGAGUGGAUUUUUUCGAUGUGUUACUGCUCUGGAUUCUAGUUUCUUGUUUCCAUUCAAACCGUCUCCCAACACUGUCACGUCAUACAUUGUCGCUACUGCAAAUGAAGAAAUGACAAACAAGUCUGAGGAAAAAUCUUCAGUUGAGAUAACUGAAGGUGAAGAUGGACUUUUAAACUGCAGCUUCAUCUUGACAGAAGGAUAUAACAACAGGGAAUUUAUAGUGUACUGGAUCAAGACCAAUGAAAAGAACAGUAACUGUGUGUAUUCUUAUGAUUUUUCAAGGGAUGGUAUAACGUUCAAUCACCACUGCAAUGUGCAAGAAGAACUGCUCUCCACGCUCUCAAACCACACUGAAGGCAGUAACACUCAUAACAUCAGGAUCAGUAACGUAACAGAGUCAGACGCUGGACAAUAUCUUUGUGCCUUACAAGUGCACACACACAAUAAUAAAAAAGGAAACUGGAAGAUCAUCAAUAAUAUUAGAGUCAGUGUACAUAAAGACAAAGGACCUGAAAUAGCUGGAAACAGUGCUGAUGAUUUCAUCCCCUUAUAUGCUACAAUUCCCAUAUUUCUGGCUCUUGCUAUAGCAGCUGUGGGGUUUAUCUGGAAAAAGACUAAAAGCUCAACAGGAUCUCAGACUGUUGAACUGAAAAGAAAACAAACUGGGGACGAUACGGAAGAAAAUGCUGAUACGGAAUGUUCUCCGUAUGCUAUGGGGAAUGGAGAAGAAGAGAUUAAGUUUGCAUCCAAGCCGGAUGCUUUAAAGCAGGAAGGCCAAGAAGAAUCUACAGAUUUCUAUUCAGUUAUGAAGAAAAACGACUUGUAUGAACCCGGGGUAUGAGAGGACACUGUAACAUUUACACACUAAAGGACUUUUGCAAGUAUUUACAUAUAGUACAUGUGACUUUUUCUUUGCUGUCCUAAAUGAAAACAUUUAAGAUUUCUUGAAAAAUCUUAAAGUAUGAAAAUAUAAUACAUACUGUAUUAUAUUUUCAUACUUUAAGAUUUUUCAAGAAAUGUCCUGUCUGCAUUGUGACUGAAUUCUGGAUUGCUCACUGUUACAAAUUUGUGCUGUUUUUUAGUGAUUUUACAUGAUGAGAAUGCUUCACUCAUUUGAUUCGUAUCCCUCUAUGAUGUAAAUAUCAUUGCUGAGUGAUAUUCAUGCUUACACUGCAAAAAAUGAUAUCUUAGCAAGUGAAAAUAUCUUGAAAAUAGUAUAAACGAUCUAGAAUUUCCUAUUAGAAGACUACAAGACACCAAUUCUGAGAUUAUUAAACCUAGUUCUAGAUUGCAUGCAACUUAUUCUAAGAUUUCUUAUCAAGUAAAAAUAUCUGUCCAUGCAGCAAGAUAAUUUCACUAGUAUUAAGUAAUCUUCUCCUCAAAUUCAGUUUUUAAUUUUUUGCAGUGUAUGAAUAAGAGAUGCUGAAUUUAUAUGUUUAUUUU
This is a messenger RNA of Neoarius graeffei (lesser salmon catfish), 1716 nucleotides long. RefSeq lists its product as uncharacterized. NCBI's taxonomy places the organism in Eukaryota, Metazoa, Chordata, Actinopteri, Siluriformes, Ariidae. Bases 8 to 1114 code for a protein of 368 amino acids. The transcript has 7 exons. The record is from RefSeq and is a predicted model, not a curated record.